This is a messenger RNA of Medioppia subpectinata, 1440 nucleotides long. The record is from the annotation of a GenBank genome assembly. NCBI's taxonomy places the organism in Eukaryota, Metazoa, Arthropoda, Arachnida, Sarcoptiformes, Oppiidae.
AUGCUCGCACACACGCUGUGGCCUAAGAAUAAGAAUGGACCCAAGUAUAGCCCAUUGGCCUAUCAUUGUCUCAAUAAAUUAAGCCCUGGUAUUAAUGAGUGCCAGCGCAGGGCCAAAGUGCUAUAUGGUCAAUCUACUGGCAAUGAUUCACCAAGCGACGAUUGUUGCGCUGAGUGGUACUACAUUGAUUGCGCGCUCGACUACAUGAACUUGACGGACACAAAAUGCAGUAAGCGUGGUCAGUUGGAUUUGGCACGUUAUUUCCUCGAGUUAAAAGCCGAUUUGGGACUAAACACAUGCGCUAAUUAUAGCGAGAGUGAGGCGUACUGCAUGGUGCCUGUGCUCAGGGGUGUCGAGCAGGACAUUGCCGUACAGCCACCACUACCAGAACCGUUAGCAAUAGACUGCCUGUUGAAUAUCAACAAGGACAUUAGGGCCGAGUGCGCCCAAGUGGCCGAAAUGACCUGGCACAUUUCUAACGUAUCUAUUGCCACCCCGAAGCAAAUAUGCUGCGCCGCCUGGCAGGACAUUGAUUGCCUCGAUGAAAUUUCUACUAUACGCUGCAAUAACAUUGAGCUGGUCCCGACCGAGGAGUAUUUUAAAUUGCUAGAUUCAUGUAUCAAACUUCCUAAGGUGGAGGACUGGUUGGAGGACUACUGGUGCGCCGAUUACAUACACCACAGCUCCGCGUGCUCGCUAUCCGAGGCCCAAAAGUCCAACCUAAACAUCAAGACCGAUAUGACUAUUGAACUCGUUCAUUCGGUAGGCAACAACAAACCUGGUCCAUUGGCCGUGCCAGGUGAUAAUGAUAGCAAUCUGGUUAAACAACCAAACAACUUGGGCACUGAAGGUGGUGAUAGUCAAGCUAAAUUGACCGAGCAUCACGAAAAUCAUAUGCUGGAGUAUAUGAUGGCCAUUUUUCCAUACUUGUUGCUCAUGAUGCUUUUGUUGGCGCUGGUGUUGUUCACCAUAAUUGUUGUUCAGUGUAUUAUUAUAAGGCGCCAGUUGAGACACGACAGUCAGUUUGCCAUGAUCAACCACCAGGUAAUUGUUAUCAUGUUAAAUUACGAGUAUCAGGUGCCGGAAGCCGUUAACUGUCUGAGCCAUUUGGACCGAGACAUACAACUAUGUCAGAGUCAGGCCCUUGAAUAUUGGAAUAUAUCGCCUAGCUCAUCACUGGCCGAUUCAUGUUGCGCCAAAUGGGACCAUUUCGAAUGCAGCAUGGAUGUUUUAAACAAGUCCGACUGCAGUGACAAAGAAAAGCAAGAUUUAAGCGAAUGGUUCGCAAACGUCGAGUCAUUUUACGCCAACGAGACGUGUGUUAAUCACACCAAACACAGCGUCCAAUGCGCCGACAUUAUGAUGUCACAACUGCCCGGCGCCGACCCCACACCCAACCCGCCACUGCCCGACCCCCUGGCCAUCGACUGUCUCGGGCAU